GCGGAACAAAACCGGAAGCACGUGUCGACGACGUCACCGUUGGAAAACAAAAACAAAUCGACGUCUUGCAACGUCUCUGUUGUUGUUGUGUGUCACACUGUUUGUCGUGUUUACUGUUUUGAACCCCUCCGUGUCGUCUCCAGUGUACGUGUUCAUGGUUGUCCUUUGGGUCCAGCCGAAGCUGUAGUUUACCGGUAACAUCACGGUAACGGUAGUUUAGCAGCCAUGGCUCAGCAGAGAGGAGUCAACAGCCUGCAGUUCAACCAGGACCAGAGCUGUUUCUGCUGUGCUAUGGAGACUGGGGUCAGGAUUUACAACGUGGAGCCCCUGAUGGAGAAAGGCCACCUGGACCAUGAGCAGGUAGGCAGCGUGGCGCUGUGCUCCAUGCUGCAUCGAUCCAACCUGCUGGCUGUAGUUGGCGGAGGAGUCAAUCCCAAGUUCUCCGAAAUAUCUGUGCUGAUCUGGGAUGACGCUCGGGAGUCACGAGACCCCAAAGACAAGCUGGUGCUGGAGUUUACCUUCACCAAACCUGUUCUAGCUGUUCGCAUGAGGCAUGACAAGAUCAUCAUUGUAUUAAAGAACAGGAUCUAUGUGUACAGUUUUCCAGAUAACCCUGUCAAACUUUUUGAGUUUGACACCAGAGAUAACCCCAAAGGCCUGUGUGAUUUAUGUCCCAGUCUGGAGAAACAGCUGCUGGUCUUUCCAGGUCAUAAAUGUGGCAGCCUGCAGCUAGUUGACUUGUCCAACACCAAGCCUGGCACAUCAUCUGCCCCUUUUACCAUCAACGCCCACCAGAGUGAGAUCGCCUGCGUGGCGCUGAACCAGCCCGGCAGCGUGGCGGCUUCAGCCUCUCGCAAAGGAACACUCAUCCGCCUGUUUGACACCACGACCAGAGACAAGCUGGUGGAGCUGCGCAGAGGAACCGACCCGGCCACCCUUUACUGCAUCAACUUCAGCCACGACUCCUCGUUCCUGUGUGCCUCCAGUGACAAAGGCACAGUUCACAUCUUUGCACUCAAAGACACCAAACUCAACCGCCGCUCUGCACUGGCACGUGUUGGGAAGGUGGGCCCUGUGAUUGGUCAGUAUGUGGACAGCCAGUGGUCAUUGGCCAGCUUCACUGUGCCAGCUGAGUGUGCCUGUAUCUGUGCUUUUGGAAAGAACACAUCCAAGAACGUCAACUCUGUCAUCGCCAUAUGUGUGGACGGGACCUUCCAUAAGUACGUGUUCACCCCUGAUGGAAACUGCAACCGAGAGGCCUUCGACGUGUAUCUGGAUAUAUGUGAUGAUGAUGACUUCUGAGGCCACUUUAAAAACAUUGCUGGAAGGGCAGAGAUGUGAGGACGAGGAAGAAACACGAGGAGGACAACGAUGAGAAAUGACUUGAGUUAGGCCUAACGAUUAUUAUUCAGUUCUGGAGACAGAGAAUCAGAGACGUGUGGAGAAACACAGACUUUAUGCUGGGGCCUGUUUUAUAAAGUCCUUUGUGUUUGUAAUCAGUUGUAUCUACAGUAUGUAGCAGUGUGAAUAUAAAUACAGUUUUCUUAUAGCUGUGUACCUUGUUGCAUCAUGAGUCUGAUAGAUUGAUGUUUAAAACACCCUGACAUGACAGAUACAUUUGGAAACUAAGUGAUUUGCUGUAUUUAUGAGAGGUUACUAGUUAAAGUCAAACUGAAAUUAAAAAUAGUUUUUGCCAAGAAAUCAGUAAAUACAUCCCUGGUGUUUGUUUUCACUUGUUUACUUACUUGGUCAAAAUUAUAAUUGCCAAAAAGAAGAAAAGUUUUAUGAAUCAGUGAUAGGGGCCCCCUGCAUUAGUGUUGGAUGUCCAGGAGAUGCAUGUAUGUGGCUCAAUGUAAACAGAAGUGUAUUGAGACAAGAAAACUUUAAAUGACAACUGUAAAUAGAGCCUUUGUCUUUUUGGAGUUAAGAACCAGCUUUAAAGGAAUAGAUUGACAUUUCUGGUGGAGAGUUAGAUGAGAAGAUCGAUGCCACGCUCAUAUUUGUCCGUUACAUAUAAGGCUUCAGCCAACAGCCAGCCAGCACAAACACUGUAAACAAGGAAAACAGCUAGUCUGGCUCUCCACCUACCAGCACCUGUAAAGCUCAGGAAUUAACACAUUAUAUCUCAUUUGUUUAAUCUGUACAAAAACGGACGUGUAAAAACACUUUGCCGUUUUAUGGUGGCUUAUGUGCUGGACUAUUUCUUGGCUAGGACUAGUAACUUCCGUUGGCUGCCUGGCAACUACUCAGUCAUGAAAUUGUUCGGCAUGUAACUCCCCGUCAUACGGCGAAUUGUUUUUACAAAUAUGAGUGGUAUAAAUCAUCUCAUCUAACUCUUGACAAGAAAGCAAAUAAGUGUAUUUCCCAAAAUGUUAAAUUUUUCAAUAGCAAACUGUAAUAUUGGCCGAUGACAAAGAAGAUGGUAUCGUCUGUAUAGAAAUGAACACUGCAAAGCGCAGUUGGAAAAUAAAUAGUAUGUAUAGAGUAAAUAA
This is a messenger RNA of Siniperca chuatsi (mandarin fish), 2492 nucleotides long. It is a transcript of the gene wdr45, whose product is annotated as WD repeat domain 45. NCBI's taxonomy places the organism in Eukaryota, Metazoa, Chordata, Actinopteri, Centrarchiformes, Sinipercidae. Gene Ontology annotation, cellular component: phagophore assembly site membrane; cytosol; extrinsic component of membrane. The record is from RefSeq and is a predicted model, not a curated record. Gene Ontology annotation, molecular function: phosphatidylinositol-3-phosphate binding; phosphatidylinositol-3,5-bisphosphate binding; protein binding. Gene Ontology annotation, biological process: protein localization to phagophore assembly site; protein lipidation; autophagy of mitochondrion. The coding region runs from base 226 to 1302 and encodes 358 amino acids. The transcript is spliced from 11 exons.